This is a messenger RNA of Oldenlandia corymbosa var. corymbosa, 3025 nucleotides long. Lineage: Eukaryota; Viridiplantae; Streptophyta; Magnoliopsida; Gentianales; Rubiaceae. The record is from the annotation of a GenBank genome assembly.
GCCAGUAGUAGUAACUACCCAAUUAGCCCACACCUCCCAAUUCCCAUAUCAUCUCUCAUCAAAAUCUCAAUCCUUUCGUAAUUCCCCAAAAGAGAUGGGGAAAAAAAUAAAUAAAUAAAAGAAAGAAUCCAAUUGAUCAUUUUUUUUUCCCUCCGCAAGAUUCUAACACCUUUAGAUUGGUCACUUUAAGGAAGAAUCAUAGAAUUAUACUUCGCAUUUAUUAGUAGAACUUUUAAACCACUAACAACAAUAGUAUUCAACUAGGUUCCAUUCUCAUUUACCCAAAACAAUAACAAAAAAUCAAAAUGGGCAACGCUGAUGAUUAUAUGUAUCCAUCAUCCAUGAAUAGUAACGGCGGCGAAAGCGGCAGUCACCGGGUCGCCAUCCCGCCACCACAGCCGUUUCUUAUCUCACUUAAGAACACCGUCAAGGAGACAUUGUUCCCGGACGACCCGUUACGCCAGUUCAAGGACCAGCCGCCUCGCCGGAAACUCAUCCUCGGCCUCCAGUACUUCUUCCCGAUCCUCGAAUGGGGCCCGCGUUACAGCUUCGACUUCUUCAAGUCCGACCUCAUCUCCGGCAUCACCAUCGCCAGCCUCGCCAUUCCUCAGGGUAUCAGCUACGCAAAGCUCGCCAACUUGCCACCGAUUCUCGGCCUCUAUUCAAGUUUUGUUCCGCCGUUGAUUUAUGCACUGAUGGGAAGUUCAAGAGAUUUAGCAGUUGGAACGGUGGCUGUUGCAUCGCUUCUUACAGCUUCCAUGUUGGGAAAUGAAGUCAACGCUGCUGAGAAUCCGACACUCUAUCUUCACUUGGCUUUUACGGCAACUUUCUUUGCCGGAGUGUUUCAGGCAGCUUUGGGCAUUGUCAGGUUAGGAUUCAUAGUGGAUUUUCUGUCGCACGCAACAAUAGUAGGAUUCAUGGCGGGUGCAGCCACGGUGGUGUGCCUCCAACAGCUAAAAGGCAUGCUUGGGCUGGACCAUUUUACCCAUGAAACCGACGUUGUCUCCGUCAUGCGUUCUGUCUUCAGUCAAACUCAUCAGUGGAGAUGGGAAAGUGCCGUGCUGGGAUGCUGUUUCCUUUUCUACCUGCUGCUGGCUAGAUUCUUCAGCAAAAAGAAACCAAAAUUGUUCUGGAUAUCGGCAAUGGCUCCAUUGACAUCUGUGAUUUUGGGAAGUCUGCUUGUUUACCUCACACAUGCAGAAAAACAUGGCGUUCAAGUGAUAGGCCACUUGAAGAAAGGGUUAAAUCCACCCUCAAUAAUGGAUCUUGAAUUCGGGUCACCUCAUUUGACCCUCGCAAUCAAAACUGGCAUUGUCACUGGUGUUAUCGCUCUCGCGGAAGGAAUUGCGGUGGGAAGAAGUUUUGCCAUGUUCAAGAAUUACCAUAUCGAUGGGAACAAAGAGAUGAUUGCGAUUGGAACCAUGAACAUAAUUGGCUCUUUCACUUAUUGCUAUCUCACCACCGGACCAUUUUCAAGAUCGGCAGUCAACUUCAACGCAGGCUGUAAAACGGCAGUAUCAAACAUCGUUAUGGCAAUCGCUGUGAUGCUGACGCUAUUGUUCUUGACGCCGUUAUUCCACUACACUCCCAUCGUGGUGUUGGCGGCGAUUAUAAUCGCGGCCAUGCUCGGCCUCAUAGACUACGAAGCAGCGAUCCAUCUAUGGCAGAUUGACAAAUUCGACUUCUUCGUCUGCAUUAGUGCUUACGUUGGUGUGGUAUUCGGAAGCGUCGAAAUUGGCUUGGUCAUUGCAGUAACGCUAUCGGUUCUAAGAGUUUUGUUGUUCAUUGCAAGACCAAGGACGUUAGUUUUGGGUAACAUUCCAGACACCAAACUCUAUCGAAGUGUUGACCAUUAUCCUAAUGCCAGAAACGUUCCUGGAGUACUCAUACUUGAAAUUGAUGCACCUAUAUACUUUGCCAAUUCCAGCUACCUGAGAGAAAGGUAACAAAAUAUUCAACCACAUAUUUCUAUCAUAUCACGGAUAAUAAAUGGACUAAUUGCGAACUCAUUGAGAUGGCGAAAAACGAUCAAUUAAACUAAUUUGGUGACUGUAUGGUUUUUCUUUUUUUUUUUUUUUUGGGCUCAUAGAAUUGCGAGAUGGAUCGACGAAGAAGAAGACAGGUUGAAAUCUUGUGGAGAAAGCAACCUGCAGUAUGUAAUACUAAAUAUGAGUGGUGAGUGUAUAUAUCUUUGAGUUACAACACUAUAAAAAUGUGUAAAUGUUCCACGGACUAAUUGAUGAUGAUGAUAAUGAUUGAUGUGUGUAUAAAUUGUUUUCAUUGCCAGCUGUGGGUAACAUUGAUACCAGUGGGAUUGAAAUGCUUCAAGAGGUUAAAAAGAAACUUGAUCGAACCGGGCUCAAGGUGAGUUAACUCUUACCCAAAUCAGGCAUUAAUUUGUCACAAUGUUUGGUGGAUUCUAUGUCAAUUUUUUACCUUUUUUUUUUGGGGUUAACUGGUGUGAAAUUAAUUGAAUGCCACAUUCAGCUUGUAUUGGCGAAUCCGGGGGCUGAAGUAAUGAAGAAAAUCAACAAGGCGAAAUUUGUCGAGGAAAUUGGUCCCGAGUGGAUAUUUUUGACAGUGGGAGAUGCGGUGGAAGCUUGUUCUUUUAUGCUUCAUACUUAUAAGCCAAAACCUGAGACGGAUGGAUCAGGGAAAUGGAGCAAUAGUGUAUAAAGGUGGAUGGAUGGAAUUAGGUGAUAAGUAGUGAAGGAUUUUCGAGGACAGAGGUCCUUGUUUCAGUUAAUUAACUUGACAUCUCGACAAUUGCUAUAAAUAAAUAAAAAUUUCAAAUUUCGAAGCUUACAAAUUGUUGUCAAGUUAAAAAUAUGUAUAAAGCACAUUCUUAGUUAAGUAACCGUAAUAAAUUAUCAGUUUUUAACUUAUAAAAUGAACUAACUUGGAAGAUUGCAAAUGGCACCUUGAUAGUUGAUAUACAACAAUUUAGACGCGAUUUUGAACUAGGGUUGUUACUUAUCUCAUGUGUAUAUUUAGUGGUACAACCCUGAUUAAUACUCCUUCCGUC